Molecule: messenger RNA, 4713 nt
Organism: Triticum turgidum subsp. durum (durum wheat)
Lineage: Eukaryota; Viridiplantae; Streptophyta; Magnoliopsida; Poales; Poaceae
Source: the annotation of a GenBank genome assembly
AUGGAGGACGCUUACCUUGUGCCGGCGAUUUUGUGGCUGGUGCAGACCAUCCUUGGCACCCUCGGGAUCCGCGAGCUGGAUUCGUGGAUCCGCCAAGCCGGGCUUUGGCAUGACAUCGAGAACCUCAGGUCUGAGCUCGAGGUAGUCCAGGCGGUGGCCACCGAUGCGAAGGGGAGAACGCUCCAGAGCGUGCUUCUGGAUAAAUCUCUCACCGAUCUCAAAAGGUUUCUGUACGACGCCGAUGACCUGGUCGACGAGCUCGACUACUGGAGGCUCCGGCACCAAGUCGAAGGAGGCCAACACACGCUGCCUUCUUCGUCCAAUGCGUACAAUCACUAUGCCUCCGACGGUGUUACUCAACAUACCACAAUGACUACCCCAGUUACUGUGCAGGAGCUCGAUAGCAUGUAUGAAGCAGCGCGAGUAGAUCAUGGCACAGUGAGGGACGAUAAUAAUAUUCCGGCGACAAGCAGUCGUGGCAAAAAACGGUCCAAGGCAUGGGAUGAUUUUGUGGACAUAAAAGAUGGUAAUGGAAAGACCGUGCAGGCAGAAUGUAGACACUGUAGAAAGAGAGUUCAAUACAAAGGUGCACAAGGGCCAAGAGUCUUGACAACUCAUGUCAAAAGUACCUACUGCAAGAAUAUGCGAGAAGCACAUCCCCAGCUGCAAAGCCAUCCAAGCAUAAAUGAAGCUGCUGAAAAUGCUACUCCCGUUGCUGCUGGUAAUUCAUCCAACAGACCGAGGAUGGUAACGAAUCAAGAGCCAACAGAAAUCACCACAGCUAUUGCUCACCCUUGGGAUAAGGACGAAUUUUCGAGUAGGAUACAAAAAACAACUCAUCAGUUGAAAGGCAUCCGAGGGGAUGUGACAAAGGAUCUCAACAUGCUUGGGUCACACUCUGGUGCAAGUUCAGGUCACCAUCAAAGUACAGCAGCCUCUGAUCCACGCCAAAGAACAUCAAGCCUUCUUCAAGGCAAAGUGUAUGGGAGAGACGAAGAGAAGAACUCCAUCAUAAACCGGAUGAGAGCUGGCAAAUCUGACAGUGUAACUGUUCUGCCUAUUGUAGGCAUUGGAGGGACCGGGAAGACGGCACUCGCACAAUUUGUAUAUAAUGAUCUGAAAGUGCAAAACCAAUUUGACCACAGCAUAUGGGUCUGGGUGUCUAACAGCUUUGAUGAAAUGAGAAUCACAAGAGAGAUGUUAGAUAUUGUCCCUCGAGAAAAGCACGAAGGGUUAUGCAGCCUUGACAAACUUCAGCAGGUCUUGAAAACUCAUACUGAAUCAAAGAGGGUUCUACUUGUUUUAGAUGAUGUCUGGGAUGACAUGAAUGAUUGCAUAUUUAACCUAAUACUUGCUCCUUUCAAGUCAAACAAUGCAAAUGGCAGUGUGAUCCUUGUGACGACUAGAUAUAUCUCUGUUGCAAAAAGGAUAGGAACGACUGAACCAGUUGUGUUAGGUGCUCUGGAAGAUGACGAUUUGUGGUUAUUGCUCAAAGCACGAGCGUUUCGUGAUGAGAACUAUGAAGGGCCUAGAAAUCUAACAAGCAUUGGAUGGAAAAUAGCACGCAAGCUAAAAGGCAACCCAUUAGCAGCAGUAACUGCAGGGGAACUAUUAAGAGUUGAUUUUACUGUUGAUCAUUGGAUUAAAAUUCUCAAGGACGAAGAUGGAAAAUUGUUGGGACAGAGUGGAGGCAUCAUGUCUUCUUUGAAGCUUAGCUACGAUCAGUUACCAUACCAUCUACACCAAUGUUUCUCAUAUUGUUCUAUAUUCCCUGACAGUUAUAAGUUUCUUGGUGAGGAGUUGGUCCGUAUUUGGAUUUCACAAGGAUUUGUCAAGCAGAACCAUCCAAGCAAGACAUUAGAGGAGAUAGGAAUGGACUAUCUGGCUGAAUUGGUGGACCUGGGAUACUUUCAGCAAUGUGAAGAAGACUCCUCUCUAUGCAGUCAAAAUUCAUUUUCUUUCAAAGGCAGCAAUUUCUUUUAUACUGUGUCUGGACUUAUGCAUGAUUUUGCAACGAUGGCUUCAAGAGCUGACUGUGCAGUUAUAGAUGGUAUACAAUGCAAUGAUAUAUUUCCAACUGUACAAAAUUUGUCAAUAGAGUGCAAGAAAGAUCAGCAUGGGAAUGUGUCUUGGAAUAGCAAGUUUAAAGAAGAUUUGCGAAAAACAGUUACGUCCAUGAGAAAACUGAGGACAUUACUGUUAAUCGGGCAAUAUGACUGUUCCUUCUUCCAAUCCUUCGAAGGCAUAUUCCAGAAAGCAUAUGAUAUACGUCUUCUGCAAAUAUCCGCUACAUUUGCAGAUUUUAAUUCCCUCAUGUACAGUUCUGUAAAUCCUACUCAUCUUCGCUAUCUAAAACUGGCGGUCAAUGAGGCGAGGGGGGAUUUGCCUCAGGUUUUGAGCAAUUGUUGUCACCUUCAAGUAUUAGAUGUCGGCUCAAACACUCAUCUUGAUGUACCUCAUGGCAUGAAUAAUCUUGUCAGUUUGCGGCAUCUUGUUGCAGCUUCCAUUGCUAGAAUUGGCAAAUUGACCUCACUUCAGACACUAAACAAUUUCAGCAUACAAGAUUCUAAUGGCUUUCAGAUUAUAGAACUUCAAUGCAUGAACGAUCUUGUCCAACUUGGGAUUUCUCAACUUCAAAAUGUUAAAACUCAGGAGGAGGCUUGUGGAGCAGGACUGCUUGACAAAUGGCACUUAGAAAAGCUGCACUUGUCCUGGAAAACUCUCUUGUCAGAUGGUGAAUAUGCACUGAGAUAUAUACGACAGUUAGAAAAGCUGCACUUGUCCUGUGAAGAUAUCAACCUGAAUAUUUUACAUGUUGAGAACGUCACAUGCUCUGAACCUUCUACCAGCAUAGAAACAGAGAAGUGCUUGCCAACAGAGGUCCUUGAGGGUCUUGAACCACAUAAAAACCUAAAGCAUCUUCAGAUAUCUGGAUACAAUGGUGCUACCUCUCCAUCUUGGCUAUCUGGAUACAAUAUCUCUGUUACCUCUUUACAGACUCUGCAUUUGGAGAACUGUAGAAAAUGGCGGAUACUUCCAUCUCUGCAAAGGCUUCCGCUUCUUACAAAAUUAAAGUUAAGCCUUAUGCCAAAAGUAGUAAAAAUAUCAGUUCCUUCAUUAGAGGAGCUGGUGUUAAUUAAAUUGCCAAUGUUGGAGACAUGCUCCUGCACUUCUAUGAGGGAGUUGAACUCUUGUUUAAGGAUUCUGAAGAUUAAGAAUUGCCCUGCACUGAGGGUGUUUGAUCUGUUUGGGAACCGCCAUAAAUUUAAAAUUGAGCAGAAGUUUUGGUUGCCACGUCUUUGUGAACUCAUUAUCCACCACUGUCCUCUUUUGGUAGUACCACGCCCUUUACCAUCUUCAAGUACUGUUUCUAGAAUUUCCAUGAGAGGAGUUUCGAAAUUUCCAAGAAUAGAUUCACAGUCCUGCGGAAGUUUAACCAUCGGCGAGAAUCCUGAGGUGUAUGAUUCUGAUGAGGAUCCUUUUGACAAGUCCGCUGAUAAUCUGUCAGUGUUAGAUGGAAAUAUUUUGGCAUUCCAUAAUCCAAGGUUCCUGACAGAGUUGAUAAUAAGUUGUUGCCAAAAUCUAACGUCUAUCUCAUUCAAAGGAUUAAGUCAACUUGUAUCCUUAAAGAAACUCAGAAUACUGCACUGUCCAGGACCUUUUAGUUUCGAUGUUCCACCAGACCAUACCCAUGAAGAUUUUUCUAAAGCUGAUACCCAUGAAGAUUUGACAGCUGCAAAUUGGAAUGCCCUCCCAUCUCUCGAACAUCUAGGGAUUUUUUCAUGUGGAAUAGCGUGGGAGUGUCUGUCUCUGAUUCUGCAACAUGCGCCAGCACUAAUGGAAUUGGAUUUAUGCCGCUGCCCAAAACUGGAAUCUCUACAACUGAAUUCCUGCACGACACUGCAAAAGUUGAGCAUACAGAACUGUGAAUCGCUCGGCACACUAGAGGUCUUGCAAUCCAAUUCCCUCAGGGAUAUGGAACUAAGUGAAGUCCCAAAUUUGAAAUCUCUACAGCUGCACUCUUGCACGGCACUGGAAGAGUUGGUCAUCUUUGGAUCUGCAGUAUGCGUGCUCGAGGGCUCGGAAUCACUCAGGAAGUUGCAUGUUUAUGACAACCCGUAUUUAAAAUCUCUACAUUUGUAUUCCUGCACAGAACUGAAAGAGUUGGAUAUUUUUUGCUGUACAUCACCAUCUACAAUAGAGGGCUUUCAAUCCCUUGGCAGUCUCAGGAGUCUACGUCUGCGUAAUUGCUGUGGUUUACAUUCAUGUUUGGAGAGUUUGCCAGUGCAGGACUACGAAUUAUGCCCUCAACUGGGUGUUCUUGAAAUCGAUGAGUUCUCUUUCCUUGCCACAUCGUUCUGCAGGCAACUCACAUCACUCCAGAGCCUAGUUAUUCAUUGCCGGGGGGAAGGAACAAAAGCAGCGCGACUAACAGAUGACCAAGAGAGAGGGCUUCUGCUCCUCGAUUCCCUCGCACAGCUCCAAUUUGAGAAUUACAAGCAUCUCAAAUAUCUUCCUGCAGGCCUGCACAGACUUCGCUCCCUCCAGGUGUUGCUGAUUUCAAAUUGUCCGAGCAUCUCAGAGUUGCCGGACCUCCCGCCUUCUCUACAGGAGUUGAGAAUCAUAUAUGUCUGUGAGGAGCUGAAACAGCAAUCCAAAUUGCGGGCAUCAAGCAAGUUAAAGGUCAGAAUUGACUACGAAUAUGUGAACUGA